UUUAUAAACACUUCCGAGUUCAGAUGCUUUUGUAAUACAGAACAGGCCCAACAUUUGUAUUUCAAGGGGAAAAAAUGACCAGUAUAAACGCAUGCAUCCAGCUGACGCUUACUUUUUUACUGCUUUAUUGUUGCAAUAUGGUUAGAGCACAGAGUCGGCCCAAGGAUAAUGGAGAUAUUUAUGUACAGCACAAAACUCAGUCAGUUAUGGCUGGUAUAACUGCGGACCAAACAGAUAUACCAAUAGCUGCACAAACGUAUGGAAGCAAUACCUUUAAUGUUGAGGAAGUGAUGAGUACCUGCAAUGCCAGCUUUUCUAUACCAAUGGAUUACAUUGUGCAAUUCAACACAACGGGCGAGUUGUCAGACACAACAGAUAAAACGGGCAUGUGUUUCAUACGUUGUUUCUUGGAAAAGUCGGGCUUAAUAAAAAAUUGGCAUUUAAAUAAGGAUCUGAUAAUGCAAACUAUGUGGUCAAUAAUCGCCGAUUCAGUUGAAUUAUGUGAAUCAGAAUCAGAAAGCGAAGUAAAUGCAUGUGUGCGUACUUAUGCCAUAGCCAAGUGUCUUAUGAAACGCACGCUUGAAGCUGCGGGCAAUCAAACAUUGACUUAAGGCUUCUGAUUCUGAGAUUCUGCACAAAUCUUUACAGAUUUUCUAACAAACUUACAUUUGCAAAUAUUUCAUUAUUUUUAUGCGCACUUAAAAAAUUGCUAUAAACUCAAGUUACAUACUUUACAAACUGGCAAUACAUACAUACAUAUGUAUAAAAGAAAAUAAAUGCACUUAAAGCUAUAGUUGCGUUGCAGAUGCUUCACGAUAUGCAGGUUUUUACAGGAAGCCGUUCCAGGUGACCACCUUUCAUAAGGUUUAUUAAUGGAGAAAAAAGCUUUUCCUGCAAAUCCGGA
Messenger RNA from Rhagoletis pomonella (apple maggot), 904 nucleotides. RefSeq names its product general odorant-binding protein 84a-like. NCBI's taxonomy places the organism in Eukaryota, Metazoa, Arthropoda, Insecta, Diptera, Tephritidae. Gene Ontology annotation, molecular function: odorant binding. The coding region runs from base 75 to 611 and encodes 178 amino acids. The transcript has 4 exons. The record is from RefSeq and is a predicted model, not a curated record.